This is a messenger RNA of Acyrthosiphon pisum (pea aphid), 728 nucleotides long. RefSeq lists its product as uncharacterized. Bases 166 to 471 code for a protein of 101 amino acids. The record is from RefSeq and is a predicted model, not a curated record. Lineage: Eukaryota; Metazoa; Arthropoda; Insecta; Hemiptera; Aphididae. The transcript is spliced from 2 exons.
UUAUUUUACCUCUCCUACGGUUUUCUCAUAUAGACUACAGACAUUUCUCUUCACACAACGCACUAUUUAAAAUUAAAAUGUUGUAUUUUUAGGAGUAAGUCCGAGAGCACGACUCUGGAACAAUUACCGAAAACCUUAAAAACCCAAAGCAGUCUGGAGGAGAAAAUGUUCGCGGAGCUUUCAGAACUCGUCAAGACUCAGUCUGACCAGGUGACCAGAACGGUAGCCUACUCCACCAACCAAGUGUUAAAGUUACACCAGGACGUAAUGAACAUUUCUAAUGCGCUGAUGGCCAUCAACAAUGGUAAACUCUGUAAUUUCACCAUGUCAACGACGGACAUCAAUGACAGACUACCCUUGCACAACAUCAACAACAGCCACAGCAACAACUCAUUGCAUUUCAAAAACAAGUCCAUCAUCGAAAAACCUACAUCGGUGAUGCCAAACAAGAACCGUUCUCCACAUGAUUAGAAUAAAACAAACCAUGUAAAUAGUCCUAUAUAAUAUGAACUUAUGUCAUUUAUUUUACCAAAUUAAUAUUAAUAUAAUAGUAUAUAAUAUACCUAUUAUUGAUACUUAAUAAAAAAAUUAAAUUAACAAAGAUAAUGUUGCAGAUCAUUCACUUUAAGUGGAUGUGUAAUGUGCCUGUACUAAACAUGUCUGAAACAAUUUUGUUUUUAUCAAUCCUACAAGUUUUAUAAAUUAAAACAUCGUCAUUUAUAACCAAA